Alternaria atra is the source of this 630-nucleotide messenger RNA. RefSeq lists its product as uncharacterized. The record is from RefSeq and is a predicted model, not a curated record. The transcript is spliced from 3 exons. NCBI's taxonomy places the organism in Eukaryota, Fungi, Ascomycota, Dothideomycetes, Pleosporales, Pleosporaceae. The coding region runs from base 1 to 630 and encodes 209 amino acids.
AUGCCUUCAUUAACAAAGAGAUACUACUGUGUAGAUGAUUUCGCUGGAGGGAGGGAGUGUUAUGAAGGUAACGAUGGCUUUUGGUACACAGAUAAAGGCAUAAUCGUCAAGUGGAUAAUCCUCGCCUCGUUCUUCUUCAUAUUCUUCGGUUGGUUCGUAGGAGGUCGUAUCCACGCAAAGCAACGUUUAAGAAAGGGUCUUCCAUUGCUCGGAUACCAUCGCUUCCUGAUAUCCUACUCGGAACGUCGCCGCCACGGCCAAGUCCCCCAGAACCACUUUACCUUUUACCAAACACAAAACCCAUAUGCACCCAACGCACCCAACCCACAAUACACACAGAGACAGGAUGGCACAUGGGCGGAACCCCCGCCCCUAUACCAGAACACAGAUGCGCCACCACAAUACUUUGCGCCUCCACCUCCAGGCGCUACAAAAGCGAACCCUAACCAAGGGGCUCAGGCCAUGGAGAUGCCGUUGUAUGGUGCACCGCCGCAAGGAGUACCGCAACAAACAGGUCCUCAGCAGACGGGUGUUGUAGGUGCGGACGUAGAGCAGGGUCAUACACAGGAGUUACCACCUCGACCAGCAAAGGCGAAGAUUAUGGGUGUAUUAGAUCGCUUUAGACGGUAG